Molecule: messenger RNA, 2460 nt
Organism: Emiliania huxleyi CCMP1516
Lineage: Eukaryota; Haptophyta; Isochrysidales; Noelaerhabdaceae
Exons: 1
Coding region: 47-2173 (708 amino acids)
Cellular component (GO): membrane
Molecular function (GO): ABC-type transporter activity; ATP hydrolysis activity; ATP binding
Source: RefSeq, a predicted model, not a curated record
ACCGACCAUAGCACCUUGCUGCGCUAAGGGCGCACGCCGACGCCCAAUGCCGGCCGAGUCGAGUUCGGCCGCGCUCGAGGGCGCGGACGAGGAGGCCGGCGGAGGACGCCAGGCUCCGCUCGCGCGCGUCACCCGCGCCAGCACCGAGGGCAACACGCCCGGCUCUCCUCGGGUCGGCGCCAUCCGAGCGGCGAUCCGGUACUCCAUGGCCAGGGCCUCUCGGCUCUCGCGCCGUGGCCCGCGCAUGGCGACGAUGCUCGUUGGCGACGACACGACUGAGCUCGCCUUCAUCAAUUGCUCCUACACCAUCCAGGUCACUAAGGCGGGGAAGCCGCUCCCGCCGCUCGCAAAGCUGCGUGGGAUUGAGAGGAAGGAGCGGAAGCUGGUGGACAACGUGUCUGCGAAUGUGCCAGGCGGACGGGUGCUCGCCGUGAUGGGGCCGUCGGGCGCGGGCAAGACCACCAUGCUCAACAUGCUCACCCUGCUCACCGGCAAGGGCAACGCCACGGGAUACCUGACGCUCAACGGCCACCCGCUCACUCCGGCGCUCUACGCGCAGCACUGCGCGUACGUGACGCAGCAGGACCUCCUCUGGACCUUCCUCACGUGCCGCGAGCACCUGCGCAUGGCCAUCGACCUGUACCGCCCCUCGCUCUCCGCCAAGGAGCGCGAGACCGCGAUCGACGACCUGCUCGACUCGACCGGUCUGAUGAGCUGCCAGCACACCAAGGCGGGCAACAUGUUCUUCCGCGGGCUGUCGGGCGGGCAGAAGCGGCGCCUGUCGCUCGCGAUCGCGCUGGCGAAGCGGCCGUCCGUCAUCUUCCUCGACGAGCCCACCUCGGGCCUCGACUCGGCCGCCUCCGCCAAGAUCAUGUCCUUCCUCAAGGUGAUUGCGCAGCGCACCAAGAUCGCCAUCGUGUGCACGAUCCACCAGCCGUCCGCGUCGGUCUUCGAGGGCUUCGACGACACGCUGAUCCUGUCGGGCGGCCACAUCGCCUACUUUGGCCCCGCGGCGCAGCUGGCGCAGCACCUGAAGGGCGUGGGCCGGGAGCUUCCCGCCAACGCCAACCCGGCCGAGUACGCGCUCGACGUCGUCAACGCGGACUUCACGUCCAAGGCGUCGGUGCUCGAGGUGCUCGACGCGUGGCCGAAGCACGCGCCCCCGGUCUUCCUGCGCGAGCCGCAGCAGCUCGGCGAGCGCGGCGCCGUGUCCGGCUUCGUGGGGCAGGUGCUGCUGCUGUUCAAGCGGCACGCGGUCCUGACAGUGCGAGAGCCGAUGCUGUACACGGCGAGGAUGGUGGUCAUCUUUGCGGUGACCGUCUUCUUCUGCGUCGUCUACCUCGAGUCGCGCCAGCUCACGCAGGUGCAGAUCAUGCAAAAGGCCUUCUACGUCUUUUGGUUCGUCUGCGUGCCGGUGGCCUUCCCCGUCAUCGCCGUCUACGCGCUCAACGCCGAGUUUGUGACGGUGAAGAAGGAGGUCAAGGACGGCAUGUACGGCCCGAUGGCGUACGCGCUCGCAAACGGCCUGCUGCAGCUGCCGAUGAUGUUCGCCUUUGGGCUCUGCGCGAUGCUGCCCACCUACCUCAUCCUCGGCUGGCCGUGGCACACCUUCCUGACGACGCUCGCCCUCUUCUCCGCGCACUGCUGGGCGUUUGAGUGCAUCGCGCAGUUCUUCUCGCUGAGCGCCAACCCGCUGGUCGGGAUGCUCAAGUACCUCAACGUCUGGUUCAUCUCGGCUCUCUUCUCGGGCCUCGUCUUCCGCGGCCGCGACGUCAUCUGGCCGCUCCGCCUCCUCUACUACUGCCUGCCGAUGAAGUGGUUCUUCGGCGCCACCGCGUACUCGAUCAUGGCCUCGUCGCCGCCCUACGAGGGGACGCUAGCCUGCAACAGCACCGGCGCCGGCGCCGUCUCCUACUGCCCGGACGAGGGCUUCUACUGCCCCUCGACCGAAGAGGACCCCUUCGGCCUCUCCUGCUAUGGCGAGACGGGGCCGCAGAUCCUCGACUCGCUCUCCAAGACCUACGACGCGAUCUCGAGCGAGAACACCGUCCUUACCGACCUGAUCGCCAUCCUCGCCAUCGGCGUCUUCUUCAAGGUCAACUACUGCGUCUACCUGUACGCGAGCUGCACGGCGGGCAGGAUGCCGAACCCGCCCCGCCAAAUCAAGAUUUGAGACGCGGCGCGUCAUGCAGCAGCACACCUCCAUGCGGCGGCGCGCGGCGCUCGCUACCCCGAUGCGCCUACCCUCUGUCACUCGCCGCCGCCGCCCCUCCCUCGCCCCGUCGAUAUACAUACGCCCAGCAAUGUCCAUAAGCGCUCCUUUAAUUGUUGGGUGAGGCCUCGCAAUCGCCCGACGUCGUGCUUCUCGUCUCUUGUGCCACACAAAGACGCUGUGUCGUGACCGUGAGUUUAUUAGGUAAGUCUUGCUCUGUAUUUUCCGGCCCUCGUGGUCGGCAGUUG